ACUUCAUAGACCAGGGAUGUCGAACUGUUUCCCCUCUAGCUAGUGAUUCUCGAUCGGCAGUUCUCCUUCUAUCGUUGCUCUGGAAUCUAGCCGAAAGUAAAUGUAAGUAAAUAGUAGUUGGCAACUAUUUACUCGGCGCAUCGUGCAGUUUCUACGGUGCUCUGUACGAACAGGUGAAAGUAGGUACAGUGUGUAGAGGGUAACUUCCCGCAAGGGGAAAGACCCUAGAAAACUGACGAGCUCUCAGUUCGACAGCCCUGCGUUAUACGGCGGUACGGGUUUAGUUGGAGUUACUCGCUUAUUCAGGUUCUCGCAAGUAUUCGCGCAGGGAUUUUAGGAAUGUUGCGAUAGGGAGGUUAUUGUACGACAGAUUGGUAGCAUUAACAGUCUGGCAAUGUGUGUAAUUGUAGUCAUGGCUGUCUGACAAAACAUUCGAAGUAAGAAGAAUUAAUGUAGUGGUUGAUUAUCGGAACUAUUAUGUCGUGUUUGUUAGAAAUUGUAACGUUGUCCUGAUUCGAAUCACGGGUACCUUCUCGAUACCGGAUCGAGCGUGAGAUUCCAUCAAAUUCUUUGUGUUUGAGAAAGACUCGGUAGGUAUCGUUCGGAAUAAUAAUAAAUAAGUGGAUAAGGAUUGCGUUCGGAAAGGAAGUACGGAGUCCAAGGUGCGACGAGUGCGGUUUCGCGAAGCGUUCUUCUCAAAUCUUCUCGAACAAGCGUCGUGCCUAACAACUAUCAACGACGAUCGAUUACGCAAGAUGACCAUUCUGUCGAAGAAGAAGACGAACGCCUCGAAAGAUAGACGAGAAGGAGGCAGCACUUCCGAAGUCGAUGUUCACGGAGUGCAAAAUGAGCAUGGCACUGGAUCCAUUGCACUACCCAAUAGCCCAUAUCAGGUACGUGCAGCGAACGGUUUCGCGGUCGAUCUUCACGGGGUUCAGACCGAUCACGGAUCUGGUUCUAUAGUCCUUACAGGUAGUUCUUACGAGACAAGCGUCGACCGACGAGAAGAUAAACAUUUCGAAGAAACAGGUGGGCCGAGUCAUGGGAAACGUCACAGGCAAAGGGCAAGCCCGCACAGCGGUUGCAUCGGACGAAAUUCGCGUUCUAAGCGCGAAAGAGAAAGGGAUAGGGGUAGAGAGAGAGACAGAGAAAGAGAAAGGGAACGCGAAAGACAAGCUACCCCGCCGACUGCUUCUUGUAGCGGUUCGCAAGCUACAGAUGCCAGUGUAAUAACCAACAAUAGGAUGGGUAUUGUUGGAGCAGCUGCUAAUUUAGAGCAUGAAUUAGCGAACGGAUACAAUAGCGGGGAUGAAUAUACUGGUAGAACCGGGAAUAAUCUUACUUUAGCCGAGUGGCAAGAGCGGGAUAGGUGGUUUGAAAAGCGAAUGCGGAAAAUGGGCUUUAUCGUUAAAAAAAUGGGCGAAGAUGGAGCAUGUUUGUUCAGAGCAGUUGCGGAUCAAGUAUACGGUGAUCAGGAAAUGCAUGGAGUGGUGCGGAAACAUUGUAUGGAUUAUAUCGCUUCGAAUCAAGAGUUUUUUUCGCAUUUUGUAGCGGAAGAUUUUAGCACAUACGUAGAUAGAAAACGACAAGAAUACGUUCACGGAAACCACAUAGAAAUGCAAGCAAUGUCUGAAAUGUAUAACCGUAGCAUACAGUUGUACUGCUACAGCACGGAACCAAUCAAUAUCUUCCAUACGAUGGUGGAAAGCGAUAAUGAGCCCAUACGAUUGUCCUAUCAACGCGGUAGUCAUUACAAUAGUAUAGUAGAUCCGUAUAAAGCUACCGUCGGUGUCGGGCUUGGUCUACCGUCGUAUAAUCCUGGUGCAGCGGACCGGCAGCUUAUAUCCGAUGCAGUACGUCAAAGCGAAGAAUUACACAUUGAACAGACGAUGCUCGAAGAUAAAAUAAAAGCAACGGACUGGGAAGCAACGAACGAGGCCAUAGAGGAACAAGUUGCGAGAGAAAGUUAUUUGCAAUGGUUGAGAGACAACGAAAUGCGCAAAGCGCGAUCAGCCAGUAGUAGCAGUACAAGUACGGUGACAAGCGCGCAACACAGUCAUACGCAUUUCCAUAAUCAUGGAAGUCGUGGCCAACAACGUAGCCACACUUCUUCCCCAACCACGACCCAAACUAGCCAAGACACUUUACGUAAUUCUCCGAAGGUGAACGAUACAGUGAGGUACGGGAAGAGGUCGCCUCAGCAUCAGUCGACGCAAGGGUCCGCGAUAUCUCAUCUCACCUCUGACUUUGAGCCGAAGAUGUCUCAAGAACCCGUGGCAGGCAGCAGUAAGGAAGCUCACGCCUCGCCGGAUAUCUCGUUGUUCAAUCGUCUUCCUCCCGAGGUGUUUGGUUUAACCGAUUGGGAGGACAGUCAUGUGCUUUCACAAGUUUUGGCUACGUCGCAACAGGAAUAUCUGGACAGCUUGAAACAAUCUCGAAGUUCUACAUCCUCCGGAAACGAUACUAAUAAUUUAUUAGAUUCUAGUAACAGUUAAUUCUUAAAGCCGUUAUCGAUAAAGUUUAAAUGAAUACCGAAGCAAAAUAUGUGCAUUUGUAUGCAGCGUUUUUCAUAGGAUGUGGUAUAUCCGAAAAGUCAGGUAGUUCUAAAUAAAAAAUGAAGCAAUUCAUAGAGUCACGCUAGACGAUUAAUUGCUAAAAAUCAUUAAUAAUUGCGC
Molecule: messenger RNA, 2675 nt
Organism: Nomia melanderi (Alkali bee)
Lineage: Eukaryota; Metazoa; Arthropoda; Insecta; Hymenoptera; Halictidae
Gene: Duba
Product: Deubiquitinating enzyme A
Biological process (GO): protein deubiquitination
Molecular function (GO): K63-linked deubiquitinase activity; cysteine-type deubiquitinase activity
Source: RefSeq, a predicted model, not a curated record